GUCACAGCUGCAUCCUUCUCUAAUAUACACACACACACACACACACAGAGGACAUUAUUUGGGAAAUCCUAUUUCUCUUGACCAACCAAUCAGUGUUGAGAAGUCAGGAGUACAGUUCUUGAUUCUUACUCAAGAACAAAGCUUCUCAGGUUGAUGUCAAAAUGAAGAAGGUUUCUCAGAGUAUUUUGUUCUGGUGUUUGCUGGCUGCUUUUGUGCCUUGUGUUAUAAGUGCAACACUUCCUCCCAAUUCUGAUGGAGAAAAGAAACUGAAUGUGGAGCUUCAGAAAAGGGAUAUCUGUAUGCAUAAUAGGAGUUUAGAAGAUUCUCCGGAGAACAGGGAUGCAGGGCCACAUGUAUCCCAGAACAGUGAUCAGCCAAGUGGAAGGAUGAAACGGGGCUGUAACCUGAUCACCUGCUCAAUACAUGAUCUAGCCUACCGCAUCACCCAGAUCAGUAAUAGGACAAAUAUUGCCCCCCCACACAAAAUCGGUCCCUGUGGCUACGGCCGGCGACGGAGGCGUUCCCUUUUCCAGCGCUUCAGUGCUCCAGCCCACAGGGAGGGCCAUCUGAAUCUCUCCACCCUGCAAGUCUAGAGACGUGACUCACUUCAGAAACUUACUUAAGCAUCAAUAUGCGGUUUGUCCUGAGCCUUUUUCUUAUUUUGGCUCAGUUUGCUGAAAUACUACUGACAGCUCCUUUGCAGGCACAAAAGUGGGGAACUACCAUGUCCAAGCAGCUGGAACUUCUUUCUCCGUCCUUUACCAGAGAGACAGGACUAAAGAUAAGGAUUCGAGUCAUCUGGAAAGAAUGAGUAUUUGUAUAAAGAGGGUCAGGCAGUUCUGUUUUGUAAGAAAGAGAAGCAGGAGUUUAAGUGCGAUAACAAGGGUGUGGGUUUAUGGCAGCGAUAUGAAAGAUACUUGAGCAGUUGUGUAUGCAUUAGUUUGGGAUAUUUCUUGGUCUUACGGCGCUCUGGGACCUGACAAGGCUUUCUGUCUCUCCUCCACCGCUGGACAUGCCACUUCUUCAAACCUCUGGAGAAUCAAUGGGGUUAUUCAGGAAACUACCAGCACCUCUGAUUUUUAUGAUUUUAUCUAGCAAGGGAAAAGAGGACAGAAAACCUAAAAUGCCAGCUAAAACUUUCACCAAUAAAGCUCCAUAAGGGAAAUUAACUGAAAGAAGAGGUCUUUGUGAAAGCUGGAUGUGAAAGGCUUGGACAAUAAUAUCUGUUCACCUGCUUACAUACUUGAAGCUGGAUAUGUGUAUAGUGGGGGAAUGUGCAAUAAAUGUAGCAGUAUGUAUUCAAUCAGUAAUGGUUUUUAAAAACAUAUAAAAAUGUAUUAUAAAAAUAA
This is a messenger RNA of Neoarius graeffei (lesser salmon catfish), 1349 nucleotides long. RefSeq names its product adrenomedullin b (gene admb). Gene Ontology annotation, cellular component: extracellular region. Gene Ontology annotation, biological process: positive regulation of heart rate; regulation of systemic arterial blood pressure; adenylate cyclase-activating G protein-coupled receptor signaling pathway. The transcript has 4 exons. The record is from RefSeq and is a predicted model, not a curated record. Bases 162 to 593 code for a protein of 143 amino acids. Gene Ontology annotation, molecular function: adrenomedullin receptor binding; hormone activity. NCBI's taxonomy places the organism in Eukaryota, Metazoa, Chordata, Actinopteri, Siluriformes, Ariidae.